Messenger RNA from Ochlerotatus camptorhynchus, 566 nucleotides. Its product is annotated as histone H2A. Gene Ontology annotation, biological process: heterochromatin formation. Gene Ontology annotation, cellular component: chromatin; nucleosome. The record is from RefSeq and is a predicted model, not a curated record. Bases 3 to 377 code for a protein of 124 amino acids. The transcript has a single exon. NCBI's taxonomy places the organism in Eukaryota, Metazoa, Arthropoda, Insecta, Diptera, Culicidae. Gene Ontology annotation, molecular function: structural constituent of chromatin; DNA binding; protein heterodimerization activity.
UAAUGUCUGGACGUGGAAAAGGAGGCAAAGUCAAGGGAAAGGCAAAGUCCCGUUCGAGCCGCGCUGGAUUGCAGUUUCCAGUCGGUCGUAUUCACCGUCUACUCCGAAAGGGCAACUAUGCCGAGCGUGUUGGAGCCGGUGCUCCCGUCUACCUGGCUGCUGUGAUGGAGUAUCUGGCCGCUGAAGUUCUCGAGUUGGCAGGAAAUGCCGCUCGUGACAACAAGAAAACCCGAAUUAUCCCACGUCACCUGCAGUUGGCCAUCCGCAACGACGAAGAGCUGAACAAACUUCUUUCCGGAGUGACCAUCGCUCAGGGUGGUGUCCUGCCAAACAUCCAGGCCGUCCUGUUGCCCAAGAAGACCGAAAAGAAGGCCUAAAUUCGAUCCAAGUUCCUACCCUUUAACAAAAUCCGUCCUUUUCAGGACGACCAAUUUGAUGGUAAAGAGUUUCGUUUUCAAAACAGUUUCCUUCGUGGUGCGCAAGGAGUGAUAAAAUGAAUCCAUUAAAAACAUGGUUGAAUCUUUCUGUCAUGCUCUCCCUAGUUAAUUGAUAUCCUCAUCGAGUAG